Pangasianodon hypophthalmus (striped catfish) is the source of this 1176-nucleotide messenger RNA. RefSeq names its product MAPK regulated corepressor interacting protein 1 (gene mcrip1). Lineage: Eukaryota; Metazoa; Chordata; Actinopteri; Siluriformes; Pangasiidae. The record is from RefSeq and is a predicted model, not a curated record. The transcript has 5 exons. The coding region runs from base 242 to 526 and encodes 94 amino acids.
ACUGCGCAUGCGCCAACGUGCCGCUUUUGUUUUGCCGACCCGGAGCUACUUGGGCUGUAUUAGCAGCACUGCGGCUGACGAUAGCCUGUGUUUCUCAUAUUCCAAAAAAACAAAAAAACAAAAACAAACAAAAAAAGAGUGGAAAGAAAGGUAGCGUACAGGUAUUGAGCUCCACAGAGGAAUUCUCUGAAAGUUAUCAUCCAGGACCGAGACGGGGAGACAUAAGCCUAUUUAUUACACAAUGACCAGCUCCUCUACUCCCAGAAUGCACACAUACAAAAGGACCUCUAGUCCUCGGUCUCCGACUAAUACCGGGGAGCUCUACACCCCUGCACAUGAAGAAAAUGUGCGCUUUAUUCAUGACACAUGGCUGUGUGUUCUAAGAGAUAUUAAAUCACCGCAAAACAGUGAACGAGGACCACAAGAAUAUGUGGAGAAAAACCCAAACCCAAACUUGCUUUCCUUCACCCCAGUGGACCUGAGUGAACUCAGGAGGCCAAGCACACAGGACUGCAAGAAGUCUUAGUGAAUUUCCUCUCUCAUCUUGGUCCAGCAGCUUUUUUCUCCCCACUCAUUCUCUUUGGGACCUUUUUUAUGCCAGCAUCCUUCUGUCAGCCACAUUAGUCCAGAAAGCCUCUUCCUUCUCUGCCUCAUCGAACUCUGGUCUGGACAAACUGGCUGAUGUAUGUUCAAGACCCGUCGUAUCCCUGAUUCUCAUGCCGAAUCUGUGCGCCUCGUAUUAACAGAUUUCAGGGAAUUUGUUGUCACUUUGUUUUUCUUUUCAUUUUGUAUUCUGGAUUCUUUUUUCAUAUGCAUUGUUUAUUAUAAAGAUCAUAACCCAACAGAAGGAAAUGGCAGGAAGAAGUUGGCAUGCAGUGACUGAGGGAAGGACUCGCACUCUGAAAAACAUGAUGUGCUACAACUUUCAAAACAUGGCACUUUCUAGGAAAGUGCCGAAAGGCUGUUUUUUGUUUUUUGGUUUUUUUUUAGGUUAGUUUGAUAGAAUAAGAUAUUGGAAUAGUAAAGGCAGGCCAAAUAUUUUUAACAGAGAUACCACAUUCUUCUUCUUUUUUUAAAAAAAAAGAAAUACUUUCAAAAGAAUGUAAUUACAUUUUUCUGUGUCUUUUAAGCCUUGAAAUUGAAAUAAAAUUGUCUUUUAUGGUAUCUCAACCUACA